Molecule: messenger RNA, 2573 nt
Organism: Telopea speciosissima
Lineage: Eukaryota; Viridiplantae; Streptophyta; Magnoliopsida; Proteales; Proteaceae
Product: dnaJ homolog subfamily C member 2-like
Exons: 1
Coding region: 129-2081 (650 amino acids)
Biological process (GO): regulation of translational fidelity; 'de novo' cotranslational protein folding
Cellular component (GO): cytosol
Molecular function (GO): Hsp70 protein binding; ribosome binding
Source: RefSeq, a predicted model, not a curated record
CGUGUAUCAAAACUGUCAUCUUAUCUGAAACUGUGUCAAAGUUGUUCUGUCUGGUGUUGAAAUUUUGAAGAGACUGAGGAGUUCAUAGUUUCCGAGUCACUGAGUUAGUGGAUCCUUCUAAAUUUAUUAUGACGCUGAAUUGUCGUCUGAUAACAUACUCAUCAGAUAUUAUAGAUGGAGAGCCAAUCUAUGUUUCUUCGAAUUGCCUUCCUAUCAAGGCUGCUAACUUUGAACCUGCGGGACAUGCAUUCCAUUCUGCUGUACUCAACCUUCUUGGUUUUGGCGAAGAAGGAGAUACAGAUGCUGUUGAUCAGAAUGAUUCGACUGACAAGAGACGAGAUUAUAUUCCAUCACCUGAUUCGUAUAGCAGCAAAGGUAAAAAGAAAUCUGGCGAAGGCAAGCAACAAGACCAUUAUGCCUUCUUGGGUUUGGGGCAUCUACGUUUCCUGGCCACUGAGGAACAGAUUAAAAGAAGUUACAGGGAGGCUGCCUUAAAGCAUCAUCCUGACAAGCUAGCUUCUCUUCUUCUUGCGGAGGAAACUGAAGCUGCAAAGCAAGCAAAGAAAGAAGAGAUAGAGAAUCAUUUCAAAGCCAUCCAGGAAGCUUAUGAGAUCCUCAUCGAUCCUGUGAAGAGAAGGAUAUAUGACUCCACUGAUGAGUGUGAUGAUGAAAUUCCCACAGACUGUGCACCAUGGGACUUCUUUAAAGUGUUCGGUCCAGCUUUCAUGAGAAAUGGGCGGUGGUCCGUUAACCAACCAGUACCAUCGUUGGGUGAAGAGAAUAAUCCAGUGGAAGAAGUUGAUCGUUUCUACAAUUUUUGGUACAACUUUAGGAGUUGGAGAGAGUUCCCACAAUCAGAUGAUUUUGAUCUUGAGCAAGCUGAGUCUCGUGACCAUAAGAGGUGGAUGGAGAGGCAGAAUUCAAAACUUAGAGAGAAAGCAAGGAAAGAAGAAUAUGUACGAAUACGUGCGCUUGUUGACAAUGCUUAUAAAAGGGACCCUCGAAUUCUGAAGAGAAAGGAAGAAGAGAAGGCAGAGAAGCAAAGGAAGAAGGAGGCCAGGUUCCUUGCUAGGAAGAUGCAAGAGGAAGAAGCUGCUAGGGUUGCUGAAGAGGAGAAACGCAAGAAAGAGGAGGAAGACAGAAUGGCUGCUGAAGCUGCUUUGAAUCAAAAGAAAGUCAAGGAAAAAGAAAAGAAGCUCUUACGCAAAGAGCGAACUCGUUUACGGACACUCUCCGGAUCUGUUUCAUCUCAACGUUUGCUUGAUCUUACGGAGGAUGAUGUGGAGAGUAUUUGUAUGUCAUUUGAGACCGAGCAGUUAAGGAGUCUAUGUGAUAAUAUUGAACACAAAGAGGGGAUUGAGCGUGCACAACUUAUAAAAGAUGCAUUGGGAGGGAAUAGAAAUUCUGAGGGGCCAAAACAAGCUGAAAAGAAUGCUCAACAGAAUGGUUCAGUAGAAGUUAAUAAAAAUGUGGCUGGUGUCCAGGUAAAGGAUGCGAAUCCUUUAAGCGGCUACGAAAAAAAGGAAAAACCUUGGGGCAGAGAGGAGAUUGAGCUAUUGAGGAAAGGAAUGCAGAAAUACGCCAAAGGAACUUCUCGUAGGUGGGAGGUCAUUUCAGAAUACCUUGGUACUGGAAGAUCAGUAGAAGAGAUUCUUAAGGCAACAAAAACUGUUCUUCUUCAGAAGCCCGACUCUUCCAAAGCUUUUGAUUCAUUCCUUGAGAAGAGAAAACCGGCACCAACCAUUGCAUCCCCACUUACCACGAGACAGGAAUCAGCAGAGACAAUUACCCCAGCAGAUCUUCCCGAGAAAAAUGUUCCUGAGAUAGUUAAUCCUAAGAAGCCUUUGAGUAGUGAUGUUGGGGUCAUGGUGAACGGCACUUCUUCAAGUACCGAACAACAAGAUGAGUGGUCUGCUGUUCAAGAAAGGGCACUAAUUCAGGCUUUAAAAACCUUCCCAAAGGAAGCCAACCAGCGUUGGGAACGAGUUGCAACUGCAGUUCCGGGGAAGACAGUGAUUCAGUGCAAGAAGAAGUUUGCUAUGUUGAGGGAGAGCUUUAGAAGCAAGAAAAAUGCAGAAUAAUUGGAUUUGUUCUUAAAACACAGUGAAGUUGCAUCGCAGUUGAAAAGAAGUUUAUUGUUUGGUAUCUGGAGGAAGAGUUUCUUUCAUUUUGAAGAUGAAAUUAGCUUAAGCUACAUGGUGUCCACAGAGUAUUUUUCUCAGCAUCGGAUUUUAUAAGUUACACCAUACAAGUUAUAUCGAACUCAGAUUAUUGAAAGAUGGAGUUCUUCAUAUGGAAUAGCCUAGUAGAGAUUCAUCACUCAAUCUAAAGGUCUAAUCUUUUAUGAAAAAUCAUUCCAUUCUUUCUUGUGAGAUCAUUCUAUUUGAAUCUACCAUAUUUGAGGUUGUUAUGUGUUGAGCGAAGGGAGAUGAUAAAAGUUUUAGUUAAAGAUUGACUUGUAGAAUUAACUGAACUACCUGUUAUAGAAAGUUCCAGAUCUCUUAUAACAGAAAUCCUUCCAAAUUUUAGACAUUAUUAUUAUUUGUGUUUAAUAUUCGUUUAUUUGUGUGGCC